Molecule: messenger RNA, 3537 nt
Organism: Xiphias gladius (swordfish)
Lineage: Eukaryota; Metazoa; Chordata; Actinopteri; Istiophoriformes; Xiphiidae
Gene: lpar2b
Product: lysophosphatidic acid receptor 2b
Exons: 5
Coding region: 328-1437 (369 amino acids)
Biological process (GO): G protein-coupled receptor signaling pathway
Cellular component (GO): membrane
Molecular function (GO): lysophosphatidic acid receptor activity
Source: RefSeq, a predicted model, not a curated record
CGGAGAGCGUUGAAAGUGUGACCUCAGGUACGACGGCGCAUUGUUUCACAACUCGACGACAACUCUGAACUGGAUAUACUUGAUAAACGACUUCACACACACACACGCACACGAGGAAAGAUUGAAGACGUGAAUCCGUUGUCCCAGACAGCUGCACAGUAAAGCCUCAGACCUAAAACCGGAUCGCUUCAGUCCUCACCUGUCCAGCUGAUGGCAUGCCGAUCUCCCGCCCACCACAGAGGGCGAGUCUGAAUGGCGCCCUAGUCCUUCCCCUCUGCUUCCUGUCCACAACUCUUCUCUGAUCGCACGUCCACCAGAUAUCUCAGCAUGGAUACCGUGACCGAGGACAAAGAGGGGUGCUACUUCAACCGCACCGUCAAAUUUUUCUACGAGGAGAGUGGCAAGAACAUCAGCGACCAUUGGCGCAGACGUGACUAUGUGAUCGUCACGCUGGGCAUGACGGUCUGCUUCAUUGUCAUCUUUUCCAACCUUUUGGUCAUAGGGGCCAUUUUAAAAAACCGGCGCUUUCACUUUCCCAUCUACUACCUGUUGGGUAAUCUGGCCUUGGCGGACCUCUUCUCAGGUAUCUCCUACCUCCACUUGAUGUUUCAUACUGGUCCUUGGACCAUUAAGCUGUCUAAGCACCAGUGGUUUGUGCGGCAGGGGCUGAUCGACACCAGUCUGACAGCCUCAGUCCUCAACCUCUUGGCCGUGGCCGUGGAACGUCACCAAACCAUCUUCAACAUGCAGCUGCACAGUAAGAUGAGCACCCGGCGGGUCUUCAUCAUCAUGCUGUUCAUCUGGCUGGUGGCGAUAAUCAUGGGCCUGGUUCCCACCAUGGGCUGGCACUGCCUUUGCGACCUGCCGAACUGCUCCACCAUGGCGCCGCUGUACAGCCGCAGCUACUUGGUGUUCUGGGCCCUUCUCAACCUGCUGACCUUCUCCGUCAUGCUGGCCGUCUACACCCGGAUCUUUGUCUACGUGAGGCACAAGAGCAAGCAGAUGUCGCAGCACACCUCCCAGAUGAGAUACAGAGAGACGGUGUUCAACCUGAUGAAGACCGUCUCCAUGAUCCUAGGCUGUUUUGUUAUCUGCUGGACUCCCGGCCUGGUUGUGCUGCUGCUCGACGGUCUGGGCUGUGAAAAGUGCAAGGUGCUACGCUACGAGAAGUACUGCCUGGUGCUGGCCGAGUGCAACUCCUUCGUCAACCCCAUCAUCUACUCCUUCAGGGACAAAGACAUGAGGAGGACCUUCAAGGAGAUCCUGUGCUACCCGUGGCGGCGUGACAGCAAGGACCAAGGCAACUCGGGAGCUCACUUUAACACCCUGGAGCACGAGAGCUAUAAGCCUCGCACUGCUGCGCCGAGGAGCAACGGGAUGCUUCUCACCCGCGAGGGCUCAGAAGACACACCUGCCUCUUCAGAGAAAUCGAAUUAACUUAAACUACGACGAACUUUCAACACACACGGAAGACGUGCAUGCGCACGCGUCUCGGCGAAAUCUACAGAUCUCUCGGUGCACAUAAUAAACCAGCCUUAGGGUCUGUUUCUCCUCAGUCGGCAGACUGUUGUGACAGGAUCAAAAACUGUUUAUUCUAUAAAAAAAGGAAUGAGAUGUUUAACUCUGCCGCCAGCGGACAGGAGUUAUUCUGUUUGCGUCUGACAGAGCUAAGAUGGCCGUGGGGCAAAGAAGAAUUGAUUAACUUCUCGUAUCGGUCGGCAAGCCGGGUGGUGGACGUGUCUUCUAAUUGAAAGAGGAGCAAGCGGCCGGUUUGCACUCCAUCGACUUUCAGCAGACGCAAGGAGACACACCCCCCCCCCCCAUGUUAUUCACAUAACAUGGGGGACACUGACAUUUCCUGUUUGGACUAAACCACCUGCCAGUUUUUCCCCCGAAUCAGAUGGUGGUAGAGGAGGCAGCACUAAAACUGCCGCGGAGCAACCACAACAUGUAGGCAGCGCACGGAAAGAGUGACUGACCGAAAGUGUGUGGACUGUUGCGUAGCAGAAAGCGAGGGGGCCUGACACAGAUGCCUUAAUGUGCGUGUGUAUACUCGGAUGUCAGUUUGUUAGGCACACCUGGCUGCAGAGUUUUAAUGCAGUCCUGCAGUAAAGUCCUCCCCCUUCACGAAGGUUAAGAUGUUCAGUAGUCGUUGUCAUGGUUUUAGAGAGGGGCUGAUUGAACUUUAUGAUAAGUUUACUGGCUGCAGGUCGUGGUGUUGUCGAACUGUGUUACGGUAUACGGAGAGGCCUUUCUGUUAUUUAGUCUACCCUCAUUGGUUUUAUAUAUAGAUAUAUAUAACUAUAUAUAGAUAUAUAGAGAGAGACAUCAAUAUAUAGAUAUAGGGUGGACAAAAUAAUAGAAACACCUGUCAGUAAAAUGCAGUAAUGAACUGCUGCCUCCAAAAUGAUCAAACAGUUGAUUCAACAUCUCUAAAACCGUUUCAGCAAGAUCUGAACUUUAUAACCUUCACGAAGGGAGGGUUUAUUACAAGACUGCUUUAGUUAUGGCCAGGUGUACCUAAUAAACUGGCAACCGAGUGUAUGUAUAAUCACUGAAAUUUGUUUUUUGCCAGGGGUCAUGUGCGCCUAGGACACUGCACAAAAAGGCCCCUGUCGCCUCAUAGAGGAGACCCAAUACCACUCUAUACUCCAUUCUUUUAUAAAGGGGUUAUCAGUUAUAAAAAAAAAAAAGGAUUUGUAAAUGGUUAAUAGAUCAUUUUGAAAUGCUUUAUUCAUUCCUCAUAUUCAACCGGUAAGAGCAACAUUUAGGCUGCCAGGUUUUGAGAAAACGUGUAGAAUUUGUAACCCUGUCUUAAAGUCGUCUUGUAAAGUUUAAAGUUUUUCUUUAUAGAAAGCGUUGCCAAAAGCCAUGUUUCCGUUUCUAUGUUAACACUUCAGAACCAGAAUCCUCUUCUUUGGUUAAUGACUCUGGUUACAUCGUUACAAAUAUUUGGAGUUAAGGUAUUUACAUUUUUUUUAACCCUGAAAUUUUAAGUGCACGCAUGGUGGACGUUUUUACCCUUCACAAAGUGGAAGAGACGCAAAUCUCCUGAUGUGAAUGUGAAAGGAUUUUUUUUUCUGGAUUUUACUUCUGAUUUUACACUGACUUGUAACUUAAUGGAUCCGAUCCUGUAUGUGCCCUAAUGCAGGCACCUCUGGUUAAAACUCAGCAGUUGUUUUGUUUUGUUCUGUCGUGGCAGUAUGAGAGUUUGCCAUCAACUCUUCAAGAUUUUAUUUUUUUAUUUGUAUUUUUUUUUUGCUGCUGAAACCGUGGUGUUUGCAUCAUGUAAAUAGUUUCUAUGCUAGAAUGAAACCAUACGCCUUUUGAACAUUGUCUGCAAUUUAAAACUUUUAUUUAUGAUCACAUUUUUUUGUAGUGUACAGAUAUUAUGUACAGUAUUUACUGCACUUAAGCAGAUUUGUCAUCAGAGGCAAGUCAAAAAAACAACAUAAAGGGAAAUCAAGCUUGUCACUUUUCAUUAUGAUUGUACCCAGAAAUGUUUAAAUCUUGAAGUAAUACCUUUUUUUUUUUUUU